AUGAAACAAACGGUGUUACAAACACUGCUCGAUCCCGCCUCAACGGUGGCGGUGUACAGUAAGAAGCAACGGCCGCAACAUGCCACCUGCACCAACAACCGACGCGACGCGGCCCGUGGCUUCCUGCCCAAGGACAAGUGCCGUGCGCCGGGCCGGGUGCCAGUGUUCGCGGUCGGGCUGCUGUUCUGCGUCACCGUGUACCUGUACUUUACCACCACCAUCUGGCCCGAUGCGACCCAGAUGAUCGUGACCAUACCGGCGGAUGAUGCCGACCUACCCGGACCGAAAGACCAAAUUGCAACAAAAUGCACCAACAACCAGGCUUAUGCUUCACAAGCGAGAGCAGAUGAACUGCAACUCACUUCCAAUCGAAUUAUUCCGCUCGUUCCCCAAACCAAUGCCUCCACCGCCGCCGCCCUCGCCCCUGCAAUCAACAACCACCUCACGAAUGGCACCCUUGCCAACGUGCCGUCGCCGAUGGUGGUCGAAAACGGUUGCAAUCCGGCUGCAAUUGAUCACCAUUCGACGGUGGCGGAUGGUGAACCCUCGCUCACUAACAACAACACCACCAUCACCACGACCGAACCGCCCGAUCCAUCCGCCCCAGUGCCGAAGGGGUUCAUCGUGUGGGGCCCGGGCUGCCAGAUAAUGGACCUGAACCCGGUGGCGAAGGACGUGAUGCGGCUGUUCAGCAAGGAGCGGUUUGUGCCGUGCAGUCCGAAGCAACCGCUCACCACGAUCGAGCAGCACUUCGACAACGACACGGUACUGGUGCGGUUCCAUCGCGACCGGUUGGAUGCGUUCAUGCCGCACUAUAUGCGGUACGUUCGGUGCUGCUAUCAGAGCAUCGAGCGAUCGGGGGCAAAGGAUAAGGCUGACAAAAACUUCUGGGUUGGAGAGUGUAUUGCUUUCAACGAGUCGUUCCUGUUGCCUCCUUCGGUACGAAACGGAAUUCUAAUACGAUGCAAAGCUGGUGUGUCCGAGUCGAGCAAAUCGAAAAAGGCGAUCUACACGAACGUGCAUGCGCUGGUGCGUCCGCAGCCGAAUGUCCGGGAGCGCAUAGACAAGUUCAAUGGACGAGCGGAAAAGCGACCCCUGAGCGUGCUCAUGAUUGGCAUCGACAGUAUAUCGCGGCUGAAUCUCAUCCGCGCGAUGCCUCAUACGGCGCAGCAUCUCUACGAUACGGGUUGGUUCGAACUGAAAGGAUACAAUAAGAUUGACGACAACACUUAUCCGAACCUGAUGGCCAUCCUGACCGGGUACAACAACUCACUCGCCUACUCGGUGUGCAAUCCGAAGAAGGUGGGCCAGCUCGAAGAGUGUCCGUUCAUGUGGAAGUACUUCGCCGACAAUGGGUACGCGACCGCCUACGCGGAGGAUGAGGCCAGCAUCAACACCUUCAACUACCACAAGUAUGGGUUUGUGGCGCAACCAACCGACCACUACUUCCGACCGGUAGCGCUAGCGGCGGAAAAGAAUCUCUCCAAGAAGAUGAAAAACUCGCUCACCUUCUGUCUCGGGUAUCAGAACUACGCCGAUUACAUCUACCAGUACGCGCUGGACUUUGCGUCACAGUACCGGAACGAUCCGUACUUCGGGCUGUUCUGGACGAACACGUUCAGCCACAACGACAUCAGCGAUCCGUCCUCUAUGGACCGGCGCAUGAAGUACUACAUCGAGCAGCUGGAUGAGCGAGGAAUUCUCAACAACAGUAUGGUGGUGUUUUUUAGCGACCAUGGGCUGCGCUUCGGACCCGUCCGUAUGCUGCUCACGGGUUGGUUGGAGGAGCGUUUGCCGUUUAACUUCAUCUGGCUGCCCGACUGGUUCCGCGACGAGCAUCCGGAGAUUGUGCAGGCGCUAAAGAUUAACCGCAACCGGUUGACGAACCCAUACGAUCUGCACGCCACGCUCAAGCAUGUGCUGGAGCUGUCGGGACGCAUCGAAAACCUGCCCGGUCCGCUUAGCUGUCCCAACUGCCAGAGCAUCUUCAUGGAGGCGCCGUGGAAUCGAUCGUGCGAGGAGACAGCGAUCGAAUCGCACUGGUGCACCUGUGCCAAUUUUCAACCCAUCGACAAGCGGUCACCGAUGGUGCAGCGGGCGAUCGCGUACGUGAUCGAUUACGUGAACCGUGAUCUGGAGGACCACCGGAACAGCACGACGUCCAACUAUGCUUGCGCCAAGCUGACACUUGGAUCGAUCACGCUCGCAAAAAUGGCGCACGAACCGAAGGGAAAGCUACCGUACAAGGACUAUUUGCUCAUCUUCGAGGGUAAACCGGGCGGUGGGAAGUUUGAGUCGACGGUACGACACUACGCGGAACGGGAUGCGUUCGAGAUUACCGGUUCGAUUAGCCGGUUGAAUGAGUAUGCUAGUCAAAGCGAGUGCAUGCAUAUAGACUACCUGCGGAAGUAUUGCUACUGCCAGCGUACUAAACUUUUCUAG
Anopheles marshallii is the source of this 2442-nucleotide messenger RNA. RefSeq lists its product as uncharacterized. The record is from RefSeq and is a predicted model, not a curated record. Lineage: Eukaryota; Metazoa; Arthropoda; Insecta; Diptera; Culicidae. The coding region runs from base 1 to 2442 and encodes 813 amino acids. The transcript is spliced from 4 exons.